Messenger RNA from Ostreococcus tauri, 1587 nucleotides. RefSeq names its product Helicase, C-terminal. Gene Ontology annotation, molecular function: RNA binding; RNA helicase activity; ATP binding. The transcript has a single exon. The record is from RefSeq and is a predicted model, not a curated record. Gene Ontology annotation, cellular component: nucleus; cytoplasm; ribonucleoprotein complex. NCBI's taxonomy places the organism in Eukaryota, Viridiplantae, Chlorophyta, Mamiellophyceae, Mamiellales, Bathycoccaceae. Bases 1 to 1587 code for a protein of 528 amino acids.
AUGCCGAGCGAUGCGGCGAAGAAACGCGCGCGCGCGGACGAGACCCCGGAGGCGCGCGCGCGACGAAAGGCGGCGAAGCGAGCGAAGAAAGAUGCGGAGGAGCGGCGGCGAGACGUCGAGCGCGACGCGUCGCCGUCGAUCGAGGCGCCGCCCACGCCCACGCUCAAGCGCGUGGCGUCCAAGGAAGACUUUCGUAAGGAGCAUCAGAUAUCGAUCAAGAACGCGUGCGAGCGGACGAGGGAUUUGGAGCCGUACGUGACGUUUGACGACGCAAAGUUUCCGGCGGCGCUGCGAAAGGCGUUAAAGGCGCAAGGAUACGACGCGCCGACGCCGAUUCAGGCCGAGGCGUGGCCGAUUUUGUUGAAAGGGAAAGAUGUGGUGGCGAUCGCGAAGACGGGUUCGGGGAAGACGUGCGGGUUCUUACUCCCGGCGUUGGCGAAAAUCGUCGCCGAGGGGACGCAAAAGGCGCCGGAGAUGCAACUCGUCGACGGGCGAUGGAGACCGGGAGCGGUGACGCCGAGCGUGAUCGUUCUCGCGCCGACGCGAGAGUUGGCGAUUCAGAUUCACGACGAGUGCGCCAAGUUUUGUCCGGCGGCGGGAUGUCGUUCGGCGGUGCUCUACGGAGGCGCCGCCAAGGGCGACCAGCUUCGAGCGCUGCGCUCUGGCGCGGAUGUCGUCGUCGCCACCCCGGGGCGCUUGAACGAUUUCUUAGAGCCCCCUCCCGGAUUCACCGCCCCCGUGAGCGCCGUGAAGGCGGCGUACGUGGUAUUGGACGAAGCUGAUCGCAUGUUAGACAUGGGUUUCGAGCCGCAGAUUAAGAAGAUUUUUAAGCUGUGUCCGUCGGCGCGACAGACGGUGAUGUUCACCGCGACGUGGCCGAAGGGCGUGCAAAAGAUCGCCGAUGCGUUCACGACCAAGCCGAUUCACAUCCAAAUCGGUUCUGGUGGGGACAAGCUCACGGCGAACAAGUCCAUCACGCAAACCGUGGAGGUGGUGGAGGAGGAGGAAAAGUUUGAUCGAUGCGUCGCCAUCCUGAAGAAGGAGCUCGGUAAGAACGAGACGUGCAUCAUGUUCGCCGGCACGAAACGUCGAUGCGAUUUCUUAGAUCGCCGACUGAAACAAGUCGGGUUCUCAUCCGCGGGGUCGAUUCACGGCGACAAGGAUCAGUACGAGCGCGAGAUGGUGCUCGACAAUUUCCGACGCGGUCGCGGGAACAUUCUCGUCGCAACCGACGUCGCCGCUCGCGGCUUGGACAUCCCGGGCGUCGCCGCGGUCAUCGUGUACGAUUUUCCACUUCAGGUCGAGGACUACGUGCACAGAAUCGGCCGAACCGGUCGCGCGGGUAAGGAUGGAAAGGCUUUCACGUUUUUCACCAAGGACAACCGCGGCGCUGCGAAUGAGCUCAUCGAAAUCCUCCAGGGUGCGGGUCAAACCGUUCCUCUGGCGCUCCAGGCGAUGCAACGCAAGGGUGGCGGCGGCGGCCGCGGCUACUCCGGCGGCCGAGGCGGCGGCAGAGGCCGAGGCGGCGGCAGAGGCGGCAGAGGCGGCGGCAGAGGCAGAGGCGGCGGCAGACAUAACAAGUGGUGA